Messenger RNA from Loxodonta africana (African savanna elephant), 5037 nucleotides. RefSeq names its product TLE family member 1, transcriptional corepressor (gene TLE1). Gene Ontology annotation, cellular component: nucleus; transcription regulator complex. Gene Ontology annotation, biological process: negative regulation of canonical Wnt signaling pathway; regulation of DNA-templated transcription. The record is from RefSeq and is a predicted model, not a curated record. NCBI's taxonomy places the organism in Eukaryota, Metazoa, Chordata, Mammalia, Proboscidea, Elephantidae. The transcript has 21 exons. Gene Ontology annotation, molecular function: transcription corepressor activity; protein binding. Bases 1204 to 3618 code for a protein of 804 amino acids.
GACUGCGCCACCCCCACCGAGCGGGACCAGCGCCACCACUCCGGAUCUCCGCCGCCCCGCGGCAACCAAACCGCGCCAACUGCCGCCGCCGCGGCUACUCCGGGCUCGCCCGCGGAGUUUGCCCGCCGAAGAGGGAGGCCGAGCGGCGCGCACUCUUGCUUUUCUCCCCGCUAUCUCGUUGAUGUCAUCCCCGGGGUCGUGAGAGAACUUUGCAGCCGGCCGGAGCGCCGUUUGCGGAGGCGCAAGCGAAGAGAAGGAAAGAAAGAGGAUCGAAGAAGGGGCUCGGAGGAACGGUCCGGAGCAGCCGUGCGGAGCGACUACGAGCAGGGCGCGGCGCCCGGAUGCGCCUGGGGCUCGAGGAGCAGCGGACGGCUGCGGGGCUGCUCUCCGCGGAGUAGCCCCGUCGGGCCGGGAGGGUUUGUGCAAGCGCAGAGAACACCGAGUGCCGGGCGCACGGGGCGUGCCGAGCCUCCUCCCGGCGCACCCUCCGCACUUUCCCCGCCUCGGCGUCAUCCCGCGCUCCCCGGGCUGUGCUGAGGCUGCGGAGCGCAGGGCGCGGAGCCUCCACCGCGCCCCCGGCGUCGUUCCACGCCGCCUCUAGGCAGCUAGCAAGCGCCCGGCCAACGGCGUAGCCAGUGGUCGGCCACGAUAGUCUCUGGGUUUGUUUGUGUGGGGUAAGCCGGGGCGCCACCUGCACCUCGCCCGCUGCCGCCGCCGCGGGGAAAAUCCAGAGAGGAGACGGACCAGGAGAAAAGCAAAGAAAAGCCACACGCCUGGAUUUGUUUGCCCAGGACGGGCGCCGCGCGCUCGGAUCGCCGAGGGGAGCGCGGCCGAAGUCGCCGAGCCCCCACCUCCCCGCCCCGGCAGUCGAGGCCCGAGGGUUGGAACGCGGCCCCUGUGCCUACUCUUCGGGCGCCAGCGUCGCCGCGCAGGUUCUUGGAGCUGCCGGGCCUAGGGGGCCCGUGAUGUGGCCCUGAGCGCUCCCGGGAGCCCGCACCGGCGGGAGCAGGAGCAGCCGCUGGCGCCGAGUGGCCGGUGCGCCCCGCCGAGCGCGCCUGCUUGCGUGGCCAGGGCGCCCCCCGCCCCUUGCGUGUCCCGCUUCUGCCUGCCUUCUCGGCUUAAUUUUUCUCGGCGGGAUUAAAGUUGGAAAUUGAGCGGAGAAUUCAGUUGCCCGGGAACAGAGCCGCGGCCGCCGCCAGAGCUAUGUUCCCGCAGAGCCGGCACCCGACGCCGCACCAGGCUGCAGGCCAGCCCUUCAAGUUCACGAUCCCGGAGUCAUUGGACCGGAUCAAGGAGGAGUUCCAGUUCCUGCAGGCACAGUAUCACAGCCUUAAAUUGGAAUGUGAGAAGCUGGCAAGUGAAAAGACAGAAAUGCAGAGACACUAUGUGAUGUAUUAUGAAAUGUCAUAUGGAUUAAACAUUGAAAUGCACAAACAGACUGAAAUCGCCAAGAGAUUGAACACGAUUUGUGCACAAGUCAUCCCAUUUCUGUCUCAGGAACAUCAACAACAGGUGGCCCAGGCCGUUGAACGUGCCAAGCAGGUGACCAUGGCAGAGUUGAAUGCCAUCAUCGGGCAGCAGCAGUUACAAGCUCAGCAUCUCUCUCAUGGCCAUGGACCCCCAGUACCCCUCACACCUCACCCUUCGGGACUUCAGCCUCCUGGAAUCCCGCCACUCGGGGGCAGCGCCGGCCUACUGGCGCUGUCCAGUGCCCUGAGUGGGCAGUCUCACUUGGCAAUAAAAGAUGACAAGAAGCACCAUGAUGCAGAGCACCACAGAGACAGAGAACCGGGCACAAGUAAUUCUCUCUUGGUACCAGACAGUCUAAGAGGUGCAGAUAAACGCAGAAACGGGCCUGAAUUUUCCAACGACAUCAAAAAAAGAAAGGUGGAUGAUAAGGACUCCAGCCACUAUGAUAGUGAUGGUGACAAAAGUGAUGACAACUUGGUUGUGGAUGUGUCUAAUGAGGACCCUUCUUCUCCACGAGCAAGCCCAGCCCAUUCACCCCGGGAAAAUGGAAUUGACAAAAACCGCCUGCUAAAGAAAGAUGCUUCCAGCAGCCCAGCGUCCACGGCCUCCUCGGGAAGUUCUGCUUCUUUGAAAUCCAAAGAAAUGACCUUGCAUGAAAAAGCCAGCACGCCUGUUCUGAAAUCCAGCACACCGACUCCACGCAGCGACAUGCCAACGCCGGGCACCAGCGCCACUCCAGGACUCCGUCCAGGCCUCGGCAAACCUCCAGCCAUGGACCCCCUCGUUAACCAAGCUGGAUUGGGUUUUCAUUUGGAAUUGGUACCAGGGAAUGGAAAGUUCGGACUAAAGGAGAAAUCUUGGAUUUUAUCAAGAAAAUCUUCUUUUGAGAUUAAGUCAGCAGCCGGUUUGAGGACGCCCCUGGCAGUGCCUGGCCCGUACCCUGCUCCGUUUGGAAUGGUCCCUCAUGCUGGCAUGAACGGCGAGCUGACCAGCCCGGGCGCCGCUUACGCAAGUUUGCACAACAUGUCUCCCCAGAUGAGUGCUGCUGCAGCUGCCGCUGCCGUGGUAGCCUAUGGGCGCUCCCCGAUGGUUGGGUUCGAUCCUCCCCCUCACAUGAGAGUACCUACCAUUCCCCCAAACCUGGCAGGAAUUCCUGGGGGGAAACCUGCAUACUCCUUCCACGUCACUGCAGACGGUCAGAUGCAGCCUGUCCCCUUCCCCCCUGAUGCCCUCAUUGGACCUGGAAUCCCCCGGCAUGCUCGCCAGAUCAACACGCUGAACCACGGGGAGGUGGUGUGCGCCGUGACCAUCAGCAACCCCACGCGGCACGUGUACACGGGUGGGAAGGGCUGCGUCAAGGUCUGGGACAUCAGCCAACCUGGCAACAAGAGUCCUGUCUCCCAGCUCGACUGCCUGAAUAGAGAUAAUUAUAUCCGUUCCUGUAAAUUGCUCCCUGAUGGCUGCACCCUAAUUGUUGGAGGGGAAGCCAGUACUCUAUCCAUUUGGGACCUGGCGGCUCCGACUCCGCGAAUCAAGGCGGAGUUGACGUCCUCAGCUCCUGCCUGCUACGCCCUGGCCAUCAGCCCCGACUCCAAGGUCUGCUUCUCGUGCUGCAGCGAUGGCAACAUCGCAGUGUGGGACCUGCACAACCAGACACUGGUGAGGCAAUUCCAGGGCCACACAGACGGAGCCAGCUGUAUUGACAUUUCUAACGAUGGCACCAAGCUCUGGACUGGCGGUUUGGACAACACGGUCAGAUCCUGGGACCUGCGAGAGGGGCGGCAGCUCCAGCAGCAUGACUUCACGUCCCAGAUCUUCUCGCUCGGGUACUGCCCCACUGGAGAAUGGCUGGCCGUGGGCAUGGAGAGCAGCAACGUGGAGGUUCUGCACGUCAAUAAGCCAGACAAGUAUCAGCUGCAUCUCCACGAGAGCUGUGUGCUGUCCCUAAAAUUUGCUUAUUGUGGUAAAUGGUUUGUGAGUACUGGAAAAGACAACCUCCUCAAUGCUUGGCGGACCCCCUACGGAGCCAGUAUAUUCCAGUCCAAAGAGUCCUCGUCAGUGCUUAGCUGUGACAUCUCUGUGGAUGACAAGUACAUAGUCACUGGCUCAGGGGACAAGAAGGCUACAGUCUAUGAAGUCAUCUACUGAAAACAUAAUGUGGUUUAACGUUUAUAGUUGAAUUGGGCCAAAAUGUUUUGAAUUUGUAGAAAUAGAAACGUUGUAACUUUAAAAAGGAAAACAAAAACCUGUUUCCGAGUCUUGACACAAAACUGCUUGGAGUCUGCAAAAAGGAGGCGACAAGUCCAUCAACAGAAGGUCACCUAGCUACCUAGACCAAGUGGAGCACCGAGGCAGAGUGGACAGAGGAGCCGAGGGUGAUAGGACUGAGGAACAGAAUCUGCUGGCCCGCCUUAGAGCCCCUUACUUCCUUUCUGUGUGAUCUGCCGUUCGCGCGUUGCCUGAGCGUGAGAUUACCUUCCUGUUCCUUGCAGUUCACCUCUCGUUUCGCCCUUUCUAGACCAGUGGUGUCUCCAGUGAACUUGUUCCCUGGUUUUGCAUCUUGUGAAAUGUUUUUUUGUAUUUUUGUUGAAGGUUAAACAUUUGUAUAAAUUGUAAAUAUAUUUGGUUUAUUACAGUAAAGGCUUUAGUACCAAUAAUUGGUUUUUCUUUUUCUUUAUGGUUUUUGUGAAAGCUCUGGUAUUGUUGGUGUGGGUUUUAUAAGCAAAGCCCAAACAUUUGUAGAGGAAGUUUUACAGUGAGCUCCUUACUUUAUGUUUGUGGACGUGGACUCCCGCUCACUGCACUGGAACCUAACCUAUCAAACCCGUCUGGGUUACCAGAAGCGUGACACUAGGAAUUGUGAUCAGCUGAAGCUGUAUUAACGGCAGCUUUAUUUGGGAAGCUAAAAUUACGUCACCAAGAUUCAUUCUUUUGUUACGAUGUUCUUGUGGUUCAAGGUCACGAAUUCAAGCUUGACUUUUUCCCUGGCAAUUCAUUGGAAGACUGCAUAUUAUUUUCUCUAGAAGUCCUGAUCCUUUCAAAUCUAUAGUCUGUCUCUUCACAAGCCUCACAUUUCCCAAAAUUGAGGUGACUUAGGCUUUGUGUUAAGAUGUAUAAUACACACAAAGCUGUAGAAUUCAUUAACCUGUAAAAGAAAGGCGAGAAGUCAGCUAGUUGUGUCUUCAUUAAUACUUAUUUGAUCCAUUAUAUUAAUUUACUUAAGCCUAUCAUACCCAGCAGUUAGCCCCAUCUCUCAUUAAGCUUUCCCUGUAGCUACAGCCAUUGCGUUCUCUCAUUAGUCUUUGGUCUUUAUUUUUGUGGACAAGUAUUUGCUAAUUUGGUGGUUAGAUGAGAUCUGUAACCCUGGGCUUUUAAUAAGUCACCAUACAUGUUUCCUCUUGAAAAGGCUAUGUGACUCAUUCUUUAUAUACCUAUCGUAUACUGUUAAUAGUUUAGAAAAUGUUAAUAACAUUAAGCCAAGUGUCCUGGCUAUUUAAAAAUAGCGCUUAAGUAAUUUUUAAUACUCUUGUUUUCUUAUGAUCCGGCAAGUUGUUGACAGUUUGUCUU